AUGGAGUCUCUGAUACCUGUUAUAAAUGAGCUUCAUGAUAUUCUGACUAUUAUAAAGGAGGGGUCUGGAAGUUAUAAAAUUUCAAAUGAAUUAGGCUUGGAUCUUCCCGAAAUAGCUGUAGUGGGUUCUCAGUCUGUAGGGAAAUCCUCGCUCUUGGAAUACAUUAUAGGCCGUCAUUUUUUGCCAAGAGGACAAGGAAUUGUUACUAGGAGGCCACUAAUUCUGCAACUCCAACAAAUAAGACAGGAAAAUAGAGAUGACUAUGCAGAAUUUGGCCAUAAGAAAGGGCUGAAGUUUACUGAUUUUGAAAAAGUGAAGGAGGAAAUCUUGAUAGAAACAAACAGAUUGAUAGGAGAGAAUAAAAACGUCUCAGAAGUCCCCAUAUUACUUAGAAUAUUCUCAAAAAAAGCUAUUAAUUUGACUUUGGUGGAUUUGCCCGGGUUAACGAAAGUUCCGGUUGAAGACCAGCCAUCUGAUAUUGAAUCUCAAAUUAGGAAGAUAGUCCUAUCGUACAUAAGGCGUCCUAGCUGUCUAAUUUUGGCAAUCACUGCUGCAAAUACUGACAUUGCAAAUUCUGAUAGCUUAAAUAUUGCAAGAGAAGUAGAUCCUGAAGGACUCAGGACUAUUGGCGUUCUAAGCAAAUUGGAUACAGUAGAAAAUUACUCGACUACUAUCCAAGUACUAAGUAAUCAGUCAUACCCUUUAAAUAGAGGAUAUGUAGCAGUUAUGUGUAGGGAUUCCAGGCAGAAAGCAGGAGGACCGAGAUCUUUGAGAGCUUCUUUAAAUGAAGAAAAAUCUUUUUUCGAAAACAAUUCAAAGCUUAAAUCAUUUCAGUCUCGUUGUGGAACUUACAACCUAGUUAAUAUUCUUCAAAAAGAGUUUCUAGAUCAUAUUCUCAAGCUGCUUCCCCAGAUAAAGAACCAUUCAAAAAAGCUUAUAGAUCUUAAGCAGAUGGAACUACUUAAUUAUGGGGACUUUUCUCAAUCUGAUAUUUUGGAUGAAAUGGAGGGAAUAAGUGCUUUAACUAAUAGGGCCUUAUUCAUUGGAGGAGAGAGCCUAAGCUUUGAUGGUAAUUAUAUGAUCAAAAAUAAAGGGGCUGUAAUACUCAACUGCUUUUCAAAGUUUUCGAGGAAAUUCCAAGAUAUGAUUGACGGACAAGCAUCCUAUCAGACUGGCUUGAUGAAACUAUCAGGCGGAGCCAGGCUAAAUUAUGUAUUCCACAACUGGUUUGGAAACACUCUUUUCAGCUUUGAUCCUUUAGAUGGUUUAUCAGAUACUGAAAUAAGAACAGCAAUCAAAAACUCAACAGGAACAAAAUCAUCCUUGUUUGUAUCAGAAGGUGCAUUUGAAGUUCUCGCCAGAAUCCAAAUUAAAAAGCUACUUAGACCUUCUCUUACUUGUGUGGAACAAGUAUAUGAAGAGCUCAAAAGGCUUGUAGAACAGUGUUCUUUACCUGAGCUCAAUAGGUAUUCUAAUUUGAAGAAUAAUAUGAUUUCAGUUGUUAACAAUGUCCUAGAGGAAUGCCUCGGCCCAACCAACAGGGCUGUAGUAGACCUAAUAAACAUGGAACUUGCCUACAUAAAUACAAAUCAUCCUGACUUUAUCGGAGGCGCGUCUGCCCUUACUUCUAUAUUUGAGAAAGAAAAGGCCUGCUUAACUGAAGGUUUGACUAGAAACAAUUCUAAUGACAUGUCCAACAAUCCAGCAUCCAAUCCAAUUCUUCUGGAAACUGACUCAAACACAAUUACACCUUCAAACAGAAACAGAAUCGUUUUGAAUGACUUCUUUAAUGACCAGCACGAGCCUCGUAAAUCGUACCUAAUUUCAGCAGAAUACAACGAGACUGAAAACGUUGCAACCUACCACAACUACAAACUAAAUGAAACUUACUACACUAGCUCCGCUUCCAGAUCCCUCAAAAAUAUCGGUGGAAACUCACCAGUUUUGCCAACCAACCAUUCCGCUACAUCCUCUAUUGACAUUUUUAGCCCAGCUCGGCAAAUUCAGGGCCAGAUUACCGCCAAACAUGCACAUGCAGGGCUUUUAGGCGCCAAUUUGGUGGAGAACGAGAAAAAUUAUUUGGGGAAAUAUAGUGGGAAGAUGGGAUUACCAAUAGUUCCAGAAACGAUAGCAACAACGGGAGAUCCUUCCGAGCGGGAGAAGAUCGAGUCAGAUGUGAUAAAAUUUUUCAUCGUAUCAUACUUUAACAUUGUGCGAAAAAACAUAGCAGACUCGGUUCCAAAAGCUGUAAUGUACUUUAUGGUAAAUGCCGCCAAGGAAGCAAUUCAAAGAGAGCUAGUUGCCAAGCUCUACAAAGAGGAAAUUUUUGACGAUCUCCUUCAAGAAGAAAAGGGAAUUGUUGAAAAAAGACAACAAUGCCAUCGAAAUAUAAGCAAGCUGAGCAAUAUAACUAAACAGCUUGAGACCUUAAUAUCAAAUUUAAACUUAUAA
Molecule: messenger RNA, 2451 nt
Organism: Cryptosporidium ubiquitum
Lineage: Eukaryota; Apicomplexa; Conoidasida; Eucoccidiorida; Cryptosporidiidae
Product: dynamin-related protein
Exons: 3
Coding region: 1-2451 (816 amino acids)
Cellular component (GO): cytoplasm; membrane; microtubule
Molecular function (GO): GTPase activity; GTP binding; microtubule binding
Source: RefSeq, a predicted model, not a curated record